This is a messenger RNA of Penicillium samsonianum, 225 nucleotides long. RefSeq lists its product as uncharacterized. Lineage: Eukaryota; Fungi; Ascomycota; Eurotiomycetes; Eurotiales; Aspergillaceae. The coding region runs from base 1 to 225 and encodes 74 amino acids. The record is from RefSeq and is a predicted model, not a curated record. The transcript has a single exon.
AUGACCCGCGUCGCCAUUGAAUUCUCUCUCUGUAUCGGUGGACUUUCGAGCGAGGAGAAGCUUCGCCGUCUAUUGAAGUUCUUGGAAGAUAGACUCCCAAAUUCAGAACGCCGUCGAACGCAGUCAAGAGCACCAAGCUUCUUUGCCAAGACUGCGCCUCGAAGGUCUGAAAGACCGAUUUCUGUUGCUGCCGAAACACUCCCAGAAAGUUCUUCACCAGAUUGA